AACUGAAAGCUGUCAAACGGGCCGUGUAUGCGAGUGGAAAGGGACGAACAAAAAGAGGAGCUUGUGCAUUUUUCGCGUUCGCCAAACUAGCUGCGGAAGUGGACGGCAACUAACUUUAACCUCUCUGAUUGCCAGUAAGAACAAAGCUAUCUCGUUUCCUAUUUGUGUGCGCAAAACGACCGGCCGAAAGUGUUUCUGUGGUGGAAAAAACUGCGCGGCGGUAUUGAUUUGGCCCCGUUGGGUUCGAUCCGGAGAGUAAGGCGUACUGCUCGGGCCUCGGGUGGAAAAUUGAUCGCACCCGACCUCACAGGCGUGCAGAAUGGGCCUACUAGAGCAGUUGCAGGAACAGGGCUGGUACAUCACGCAACCCGGCUUAGACAAACUGCUGGAGGGUGAAAAGAAUGGAUCCGCCGCUAGUGCGGAUGUGAAGCAAGUUGUGAAAUUAGCCUUGAACGUCGAUCUGCGAGAGUAUGGCGGUGGAGCGCUGGCAAGCCUGUCGUCCCGCGGCGCCAAGGCGGAAAGUUUCGAUGGGCCCGGCGUGGUGCAGCUGGUGAAGCUGCGCAAUCUCGGCGCGCCGAAGGUGAACGAGGAGUCGAAGGUGGCCCCCCGGCUGCUGAAGCUCACCGUCACCGACGGCCAAACGCAGUACAUAGCACUGGAGCACGAGCACAUAUCGUGCCUGAGCCUCAACACACCGCCGGGCACGAAGAUUUUGCUGAAGAACGGCCCCAUCCGCAUCCUGCAGGGCGUGAUGAUGCUGGGCGAAAAGAACGUACAGGUGCUGGGCGGCCACGUAACGGCGCUGGUGGAAAAGUGGGAGCUGAGCCGCACGAUGGCCAAGUACGCCAAGGGCGGCCGGUUGCAGUUCAGCGCGUCCGGUCCGCCGCCGUGGAUUCCGUUCGGGCAGAAAAUCCAGCAACCGGUGGCGCAAACCGACAAGGACUUCAAGAGCCUGCAGCCGAAGGAGAAGGAAGAGUCGACGGAAAACACGGCCUUCAACGCGCUGCGCAACGACGCGAUCGCGGAGGCGACCAAGCUCGGCACGAAGAAAACGUUCGGCGGCGGCGCGAAGCAGAUGGUCGACGCGAACGUGCAGAAAAUCAUGGACAAGGGCUUCACCGAGGAGCAGGCGACGCACGCGCUCAAGCUGACGCGCAACAACGUGCACCGGGCGCUCAGCAAUCUGCAGCGGAUAGAGGACCGGAAGCAGGCGCAAGCGGCCGACGCUGCGGCCGGCGGUGUUGGUGGAAAGCCGGAGGGCAGUGGUAAGCUGGGCGGCAAGCGAGGAGGAUACGGCAAGCGGGACGAGGAGGCGGAGCUGCAGGGCAAACCGUCCGAGAAGGUGUCGCUGUUUGACUAUUUCGGCGAUAUACUGCAGGACACUGAGCCGGCUGCGUCCCGGGGUGGUGGCGGAGGGAAGAAAUCGAGCAAAGAAUCGACCCCGCACGAACAGCAGAAGGAGCAGAAGGACCGAGCGCGGGGUGAAAGUGCCGGCCGGCAGACGGGCGGCAAUCGGGGCGGUCACUCGGCCAAGAGCCAGCAAUCGUCGGGCGGAGGUUCGGAACGAACCGAACGAGGCGGUGGAGGAGCAAACCGAACGAACCAGACUGACAACCACCAUUCCGGCGGCGCUGUGGUUAAUGGUGGAAGCUCUAAAAAUUACAACCAACGCUUUGAGAACAAUAUUUCGAGCAGUUUUGCCAACCGCAACACCGUCACCUCGUCGUCGGGUCGUGAACGCGGGGACAGAGGCGGCCGUGGCGACAGAGGCGAUCAGCAUCACCAGCAGGGCCAUGGGCAGUAUUCGAACCAGGUGCAGCAGCGUGAUCACCAUCGGGAAUCGAAUAGGGAUCAGCAUCGAGAUCAGCAGCGGGAUCAGCAGCGUGACCAGCAGCGUGACCAGCAGCGGGAUCAGCAGCGUGACCAGCAGCAAUCCUCAAACUACAAACAAUCGGAUUACUACGGUUCGUCGGGCAACAGCCGUUACCGAGGAGCGAACGAAAACCAUUCCUCCAAUGCAUCCAACAACCCGUCAUCCGGUGGGCGGGGUGGAAACAGUCGUGGAGGUGAUUCCAAAUACAACCAGCAACAUCAAAGCUCCGGAUACAGUCACAACAACCAGCAGCAGCAGCAGCAACAACAACAACCACAGCAACAGCGUCAAGACGGCUUCAACAACAACAACAGCAAUAGUAACAGCCAUUCCGGCAAGGGAGGAAAGUACGGUGGCAAAGGACAGUCCAACGAGAAUGCGGACCGAUACGGCAACAGCUACGGCUCGGAGGGCAGAAAUCAGCAACAAUCUCAGCACGGACAUGGACAGGGGGGUAAUGAAAACCGCCAGACUAGUGGUGGUGGUGGCGGCAAAUCAGGUUCCGGAUCGCAAAACACCGGCUCUAACCAUCAGAAUGCGACAUCCCAGCAGCAGCAGCAGCAAUCAUCCUACGGAAAUCCAUCCAAGCAGUCCGGCUAUCACAAUCAGCAGCACCAGGGCAAUACAGCGAACGGAGGCAACAGCAGCAACAACAACAACAACAACGCUAACAAUCACUACAACCAACCAACUGGCGGCAGUGGUAACCAUGGUAACAAUUAUGGCGGCGGUAGCGGUAACACUGGCUCCAAGAACUCGAACAAAGGUGGACGUUAUGGUGGAGGUAAGGAUGAAUCUCAUAAGUACAGUGGUGUGAGUGCAACACAAUCCACCGCUACUAGUGCCAGCACCAACACCACCAACUCGCAGCAAUCCAAAAAGGGGAAGGGCCACGGGUCGCAGCAGCAUUCCAGCGCUGCGCAGAACAAACCAGCCGAGCAGCAGGCGUCAUCGUACGGUUCGUCAGGCACGGGCAAGCAGCACGGAGCCUCGAACGCUAACAGCAACAGCAAGGUGAACCAAGUGGCGGAACAGAUGGGAGGCAUGCACCUUGGCGGCAACAAGGCGUCGUCGGGCUACAAUGCCACGAACAGUAGCAACAACAACAACAGCACGGUCGCUCAGUCGUCCGGCCCUGCCUCCUCUUCCACCUCCUCAUCGACUGGCAACAAACACAGCGCGAAGCAGAUGAACGCGAACAAUCACUCCUCGUCGGCUGUUCAAUCACAACAACAGCAGCUGCAGCAGCAGCAGCAGCAGCAGCAGCAGCAUCAACAACCACAGCAGCAACAACAACCACAGCAGCAGCACCAUCAACAGCAUCAUCAACAGCAACAUCAGCAGCAACAUCAGCAGCAACACCAUCACCACCAGCAGCAGCAACACCAUCAGCAGCAACGGGCACCGCAGGUAGCCUCACCGCCCAGUGUACCAAUGCCAACUGGCCCCGGUGGUCCCUCUCCUGGCGCAACGGCACCCUCGCCGGGUGUUGGUGGCCCGAAGAACUUCAUGCCGCUGCCGAACGGGUACAAUCCGUACCAGAUCCAGAUGGGCUACCCGAACAAGCAAACGAACGACGCCUAUGCCAUGAACGUGAUGAAAAGCCCGCAACAGUACGAUCCGAUGCAGCAGCAGCAGCAGCAACAGCAGCAGCCCCCGCAUCUGGGCACUCCAGGGCCCGUUCCGCCUACUGUGUCGCCGGUCGGCCCGAACGUGGUGCCAAUGCCGGUGAGUGUCACUCCGACGGGCGUACUGGCACAACCGCAACCCGCCGUGCUCGCUACGGCACCAUCUCCAGGGUCAGUGCCAGCCCACGGUACCCUUGCCCCGACCAGCAUGCCGAUGGCACCAGCGAUGGCUCCCCCUGCUACGGCGGCCAUUCCGGCCGUCUACACGAACUGGAAAAUAGGCGAUCGAUGCUUGGCAAAAUACUGGGAAGAUGGUGGGUUCUACACAGCGGAAAUUACGGACACUUCGAAGAACACGUUCGUCGUUCACUUUCUCGAGUACGGCAAUUACGAGGAGGUGCUGAAAACGGACUGUAUUCCCAUCACGCAAGCAGCCAGUCCGGCCGCACCCGCCCCGAUGGCAAUCGGGUACCAUCCCGCACCGGCUCCACAGCACAUGGCUCCACCGCAUCAGGCGGCAGCAGCAGCAACAGCAGCAGCAGCAGCCCCCGUACCGUACGCUCCCCAUCCAGGCCAUCCGCAUCUUCCACCGCAACACCACCCUGGACAUGUGCCGGCACCACUGCCACCCCAUCACCAUCAACCGCAGAUGGCGGCCGCUCCCGGUGCGUACCAAGCGCCAAUGCAGGACGUUGCCCAGCACGCGCACUAUGCGCAGUAUAAGCCGGGCCCGAUGCCACCGGUCGCCGCCCCGAUGCAGACGCCCCCCGGACAGGGUCAACUGCCGCCGGCGAUGAAUCAGUAUCAGCCAGUAACGCCGCAGCAUCACCUCCAUCAGCAGCAGCAGCAACAGCAGCCGCCGCCGCCGCAACAGCAACAGCAUCAUCCGCAUCACCUCGCCCAACAGCAGCAACAGCAUCAACAGCAUCAACAGCAUCAGCAGCAGCAGGGUGGACAUAUGGCGCAACAUCAUCACCAGUCACAGAUGGCUCAGCAGCAGCAGCACGGACAGCAGCGAGGAGGUGUGAAGUAUCGCGAACAGCGACCCAUGUACGUUCCCCCGGCACAGCGUAAGUAGGCCGGUGCGCGGAAACAUGCCGAUACCAUUGCUGUUCAGUAAGUAGAAGCGCUCGUUUUGUCCCCCCAACACUCCCCAUUCCCUUCCUAUGAUCUUGCAAUAAGGUGGGUUAUUGGGUGGCUAUAACAAAAAAAAAAAAACACAGACAUAUAACGGACACCUAGUGUAUAACACUCUCACUUUGGGGCGCGCCAGUUUCACUGUCAUCCACUGCCACUUAUUGCAAGACUGUUCGCGAGCGCGUAGUCGAUAUCAUCCUACACAACUGAAUUUACCUCCCCCUGUGUCGUCCACCCGGCGUUAUAGGAUGCACCUUAUUUAAACUAUGGUAGUUGAUUGCUGCCUCUCUGUGUUGGUGCCUAAUUGGUAGGAAAGAAUCUGUGCACCCACAGGGCCACGGCAGUAAAUAUAGACACAUUUUGCAAAAAUGUUUUCCACCUCUACUCGUUGGUGUGGCAUUAUGUAUUACAUUCAAAACGUAAAGUAUUUUGAACUACAAAACCACGCCCCGCCCCACGGGCAAGGAACGGAACGUUUCAUCUACACAGAUAAUGGGACGCGGCAUGAUGUUGCUGCAUCAUCCAUAACCGAUACGUUUCCGCCUCGGAUUAGGUAUAACUGUCCCGGGAAGGAGGGAUGCUAAAUUUAGUCACGUGAAGUCGCCAUUUUGAAUGUUCGUUAUAUGAAAAGCAUAGACAUGUUGUCUGCAUUACAAUUAAACAUUAAACUCGUUUCCCCUUUCUAAUUCGCCUAUCUUAAGAAAGGACGACUGUGUCAGUCUUGGUUUCGACUUCCUUCUUUUGUUUCCUCCUGCUUCUCCGUCUUUUCAAGUAAAUAUUUGAUACAAUCAAACGGGAAAACCAAUAUGCAAGUACGAGUAGCGGAACGGCCAGUGCAUUGCACUGUGUGGAUAGAAUUCACUUCCUCGAUUGAUUGAAUAAAAGCAAAGCAGAUAUGGAUCGUUGUA
Anopheles merus is the source of this 5546-nucleotide messenger RNA. RefSeq lists its product as uncharacterized. Gene Ontology annotation, biological process: mRNA processing. NCBI's taxonomy places the organism in Eukaryota, Metazoa, Arthropoda, Insecta, Diptera, Culicidae. Gene Ontology annotation, molecular function: RNA binding; protein binding. The record is from RefSeq and is a predicted model, not a curated record. Gene Ontology annotation, cellular component: cytoplasm; nucleus. The coding region runs from base 320 to 4579 and encodes 1419 amino acids. The transcript is spliced from 5 exons.